Molecule: messenger RNA, 285 nt
Organism: Aspergillus ochraceoroseus IBT 24754
Lineage: Eukaryota; Fungi; Ascomycota; Eurotiomycetes; Eurotiales; Aspergillaceae
Exons: 1
Source: RefSeq, a predicted model, not a curated record
AAUAAAAUAAAUAAAAUAAAUAAAAUAAAUAAAAUAAAUAAAAUAAAUAAAAUAAAUAAAAUAAAUAAAAUAAAUAAAAUAAAUAAAAUAAAUAAAAUAAAUAAAAUAAAUAAAAUAAAUAAAAUAAAUCAAAUAAAUAAAAUAAAUAAAAUAAAUAAAAUAAAUAAAAUAAAUAAAAUAAAUAAAAUAAAUCAAAUAAAUAAAAUAAAUAAAAUAAAUAAAAUAAAUAAAAUAAAUAAAAUAAAUCUAAACUAUAUUAAGGCCCUAUAUAAUUUUAGGCUGUAA